AUGGCUCAUGGCGGGAUGGUCCUGGACAAAGACCAGUUCAACUGUGCAAUGUGUCAGGAUGUCCUGAAGGACCCAGUGACCAUUCCAUGCGGCCACAGUUACUGCUCCGAAUGCAUCAGCAGCUACUGGGACGAUAAUAGCAACUUGAAGGUUUUCAACUGCCCUCAAUGUCGGCAGACUUUCAACCCGCGACCGGUGCUUGGCCGAAGCAUCUUACUGGAUGACGUGGUGGGAAUAUUUAAGCAAAGUGGACUCCAGGAGGCCUCGGCGGGUCGAACUCUGGCGGAGGAGGACGACGUGGAGUGCAAUGUUUGCCCGAAGAGAAAGUACAAGGCGGUCAGAUCGUGCUUGGUGUGUUUGGCCUCGUUUUGCGAACUGCACAUUCAACCGCACUACCAGUCAAACGAGCUUAAGACGCACACGCUAAUUACGGCCUCCAAGAGGGUCCAGGAGUGCGUCUGUGGUCAACACAACAGGCUGCUGGAGUUCUACUGCCGCACGUACAAGCAGUGCAUCUGCCUGCUGUGUGUCAUCGACCAACACAAAGGCCAUGACGUCGUGAUGGCGGAGGUGGAAAGACAAGAGCAACAGAAUCAGCUUGGUAAGAUGAAGCACGACUGUCAGGAGAACAUCCAGCAAGCAGAGAAGAUGGCUGAGAAGGUCAAAGAAAACCUCUCCUCUGUCAAAGACUAUGCCUGGAAGCUGACGAAGACAAGUGAGGAACUCAUAAAAAAGAUGACCAGCUACUUGGAGGAGAAGCACUUUGGGUUGAUUGAGAGGAUCCACAACAUGGAGAAGCUGGAGGUCAGUGAGGUCGAGCAGUCGCUGGAGGAGGCAGACAUUGUGAUCAAGGAGCAGCAGAGGAUGUGGGUCGAGCUUGACAAGUUGGCAGAAAACGUGAACCCCGUGCACUUUCUCCAGAAACUUCCGUCCCUGAAAGCCUGGACUAUGUCCUCACUUCUGCCAGACUUCAACUUGAUCCUUUUCAAAGAUAUUUACGUCUACCAGGAGUGGAUGUUGGAAUACUACAAGGAAGGAUUCAAUGACAUUUUUGAAGAAGUGGAAAUGGCAUUGUUGUCGUCGUGUAGUACGAGUCAUCGUCUUACCCCCGCCCCGCCGGCCCAGGCAGAAGCAGCGCCCUCGGCCUGUGUCACACCUCCCGUUCAAAGGGAAGCCGCAGCCUCCAAGAGGGUCCAGGAGUGCGUGUGUGGUCAACACAACAGGCUGCUGGAGAUCUACUGCCGCACGGACAAGCAGUGCAUCUGCCUGCUGUGUGUCAUCGACCAACACAAAGGCCAUGACGUCGUGAUGGCGGAGGUGGAAAGACAAGAGCAACAGAAUCAGCUUGGUAAGAUGAAGCACGACUGUCAGGAGAACAUCCAGCAGGCAGAGAAGAUGGUUGAGAAGGUCAAAGCAAACCUCUCCUCUUUCAAAGACUGUGCCUGGCAGCUGACGAAGAUGAGUGAGGAACUCAUAAAAAAGAUGACCAGCUCCUUGGAGGAGAAGCACUUUGGGUUGAUUGAGAGGAUCCACAACAUGGAGAAGCUGGAGGUCAGUGAGGCCGAGCAGUCGCUGGAGAAGGCAGACAUUGUGAUCAAGGAGCAGCAGAGGAUGUGUGUCCAGCUUGACAAGUUGGCAGAAACCAUGAACCACGUAAACUUUCUCAAGAAACUUCCGUCCCUGAAAGCCUGGACUAUGUCCUCACUUCUGCCAGAUUUCAACUUGAUCCUUUUCAAAGAUAUUUACGUCUACCAGGAGUGGAUGUUGGAAUACUACAAGGAAGGAUUCAAUGACAUUUUUGAAGAAGUGGAAAUGGCAUUGUUGUCGUCGUGUAGUACGAGUCAUCAUCUUACUCCCGCCCCGCCGGCCCAGGCAGAAGCAGCGCCCUCGGCCUGUGUCACACCUCCCGUUCAAAGGGAAGCUGCAGGAGAGGACUUGCUGCCGGAGCCGGAGGUGACACAGGGUAUUCCUCCAGAGUCCAGGAAGUGUUGAGUACAAGGAAGCACCUUCUUCCGAUGGGUGGAAAACAAAGAGUCAUCAAAACAAAGACUUCCAGUCGGCUCAUCGACCCACCACCUACGCCUCCCUCCGCCCUCCCGUGACGAUGGACUUUUUUGUUUAUUGUUUUCCUGGGAUGUCUGGAAUCCGUCCCUUAAAGGGGGGGUGGGGGGUUCUGUCAUGAUCCGUUACCCGGAUUAUGUCAUGUUUAGUUUGAGAUUCUCUUAGUUGUUUAGUUCUUUUCAGCACCCCUGUUUUUGUGUUCCUUGUCGCCAUGGAUGCUGAUUAUUUACACCUGCCUCUGAUUAGUGGUCAGUUAGUGAUUAGUGCUCACCUGCUUCCGGUCACUAAUCAGAGAGAUAUUUAUUCCUGCCUCACGUCAUACUCUGUCUGGCAGUUUUGUUUGCUACACCCAACAGGUUAUUCUUGCUUCUAGUUCCCGUGUUGGCUAGUCCUGGUCUAAGCUUUUCUCUAGCUUCCUGUUCCUAUUUUUGUAUUCUUGCCUUGUUAUGGUAAUAAACCAUCUUUCUUACCUGCGGAUCGUCAAUGAUUGUUGAGAAGAAUCAUUUUAUUUUUGAUUUUAUUGUGUUGCCAAACAUCACACUGAAUAUUAAUUGAAAAGAAUAACGUACAACUCCAAACCAACGACACUUGAAAUAACAAUACACACUUCAACACACAAAUUCAACACAUGCAUAAAAAAAAAAGGACAAACAAAAUUGAAUAAUAUCAAUAACAGUAUCAAUAAUAAUGAUAAUAUGAACAUCAAUAACAGUGUAUAAGAACUUUAAACAACAACAAACAAACAAAUCAAAGACCAGAAAGCGGGCUUACAUUACACCAGUUUUAAAAUCUCUGCAUUGGCUCCCCGUGUGUCUCAAGAUCAAUUUUAAGGUUUUGGAUAUUAUUUUGUUAUGUACUGAUAUCAAUACCAAUUUAC
Messenger RNA from Nerophis lumbriciformis (worm pipefish), 2938 nucleotides. The record is from RefSeq and is a predicted model, not a curated record. Lineage: Eukaryota; Metazoa; Chordata; Actinopteri; Syngnathiformes; Syngnathidae.